This is a messenger RNA of Vicia villosa (hairy vetch), 714 nucleotides long. RefSeq lists its product as uncharacterized. Gene Ontology annotation, cellular component: nucleus. Gene Ontology annotation, biological process: regulation of DNA-templated transcription. Lineage: Eukaryota; Viridiplantae; Streptophyta; Magnoliopsida; Fabales; Fabaceae. The coding region runs from base 43 to 570 and encodes 175 amino acids. The transcript is spliced from 3 exons. Gene Ontology annotation, molecular function: DNA-binding transcription factor activity; sequence-specific DNA binding. The record is from RefSeq and is a predicted model, not a curated record.
CAAAAAAUCACAAGAGAUACCAAAAAUCAGUAAAUAUAGGACAUGGCUUGCAGAGUGCAGAAAAGGGUAUCAUUGCGCAGAAGACUUCACAUUCUGCGAGUUCUUACCAAUUCCAACAACAUCAAUGCCAAUAUUAUCAACAGAAAUUCCAUUGCUAAUAGUACUUUUCUACAAAUACAUAAGCUAAAGCUUGAACUGGAAAAUCUCCAGAGAGAGCAUGAAAACCUGGUAGCCACAAGAAGAUACUACAUUAGUUUAUUGAAUGAUAAUGUCAAUGAUACCAAGGAUGUUAAAAUAAAGAAAAUAAGGGCAGGAGCUUUUAUGGUGAAGGUCACAUGUGAGAAAGGAGAUGGUAAGUUGGUUGCUAUUUUAGAGGCUUUUGAAAAGAUGUGUGUGAAUGUUGAGCAAGCAAGAGUUUCAUGUGAAAAUGGGUUUUCUAUGGAAGCUAUUAUUGUGGCCGAGGAUCAAAAUCUGGAUGUUAGAGAUGUUAAUGAAGCGCUUCUAAAAGCAAUAGGAAAGGAGUGUGGUGAAAAGGGGUUAGAAGAGGUUGACAAUCAUAGUAAUUUGUGAAUUUUUUUAAGGACGUUAAUUUAUUUAACAUCUUGUGUAGCUCAACAAGUUUUUACCUAUUUUUAUGUUUUAUGUUGCUAUUAUAUAAAUAUGUAAAAGUAUUGUUGAAUGAUUACAUGAGAAUGAUAAAUAUUGUUUUGAAAA